Ahaetulla prasina is the source of this 1368-nucleotide messenger RNA. RefSeq names its product transmembrane protein 205 (gene TMEM205). The record is from RefSeq and is a predicted model, not a curated record. Lineage: Eukaryota; Metazoa; Chordata; Lepidosauria; Squamata; Colubridae. The transcript has 4 exons. Bases 68 to 634 code for a protein of 188 amino acids.
GCCUACUUGCUAAAGCACGGGGGCAAAGCCACUAACGGAGGCGCUGCACUGAAGAGUCGGAAGAGAGAUGCCGAUGGAAGGUGAGCCAAGUGGUCUUAUCAGAAUCACCCAGCUUUUUCUCCUCUCUGCAGCCUGGGGAAUGCAGAUAUGGGUAACCUUCAUCGCAGGUUUUGUUCUUUUCCGAACUGUGAGCCGGCACACCUUUGAUCUUGUACAGAGCAAAUUGUUUCCCUUCUAUUUCUACACCUUACUUGGCUGCACGUUCCUUAAUCUUGCCAUAUUUGCUGCAUACCAUCCACGGGAACUUCUCAGCACCAGAGAAACUGUUCAGAUCACACUCUUCUUUAUUUGCCUCAUUUUGGUUGCCACUAAUGCCUCCUGGUUCUCGCAAGUCACCACCAAGACCAUGCUUAAGUUGCAAGAGAUUGAAAAGGAGCAUGGGCUCGGACAGGAAGUGGGAAAUUCAGGUCAGCGAGAGGCUUACCAACUUCUGAAGGAGAAAGACAGCAAAUAUCGGCACCUGCGCCAGAAGUUCUUUAAGUUUCAUGGCUUGUCUUCUCUCUGCAAUCUGGCUUGUGUUAUCUGCACCGGAGUGAACUUGGCGUUCAUUGCCUUACAAUUGGAGAGCCUGUAAACUCUCCACUGCUCUAACUGGUUCCCAUGGUUUCUCCUAAAAUGUUGAUUUUGCUCUGAGGGGGAGCUUGGAAAUGACCAGAAAUCAAUCCUUUGGAGAUUAACAGAGUUGGAAAGGAUCUUGUAGGUCAUCUAGUCCAACCCCAUCCAAGUAGGAGACCCUACACCAUUUCUGACAAAUGGCAGUCCAAUCUCUUCUUGAAAGUCUCAAGUGAUGAAGCUCCCACAACUUCCAAAGGCAAGCUGUUCCAUUGGUUGAUUGUUCUGUCAGAAAAUUUCUCCUUAUUUCCAGGUUGAAUCUCUCCUUGUUCUGUUUCCAUUCCUCUAGAAACAACCAGAUAUAGACUGCCCUCUCAAAGUAUAAAUUGGAUUGUCCGAUAACUGUGUAGGGAUAUUUAAAUUAGAGCAAAUUAUCUGCAUAAAUUAAUGUCAUUUCUGUUUUAAAAUCUUGAUGCAAUAUUACUUGGGUUUUGCUAAGUUAGAUUUUUGUAACAAUGUUUUAUGAUUUGUCAUUGUCAGUAGGCUGCCUAUUGUUAACAAGAGUCUAAUACCAUUUAAUAUCAAUUGUAUACCCAAGGAAUAAGACCUUAAUAGGAUUCACUUUUAGCGGUAAGGUACAGGAUUCUGCUAUCAUGAAAGAAAAUUUAAAUAUAGAAUGCCUUCUUAUAUACAAAUUCUUUGCUUUUGGAAUAAAGAAUGUUUACUAUUAAAAAUGUACCUACUCUGGUAGAUUAA